AUGGCUCGAUACUGUCGCAAGUCGUGCGGCCUGGGCCUUGACGCCGCGUUCGGGUAUAGCCCUGGUCAGGUCUAUGAUGGCACGUUCAUUCGCACCGCCGCCACCACCGCCCCAGACCACUACGUCUACCGAGCCCCCAACGGCAUGCAGCUCUACCAGGCGCAGGAGGGAGCUUCGGUGCUCUGGGUAAUUGGUGCAAACGUCGGACAGACAAAUGGCCUCGCCGUGAACUCCGAGGUCGGAGCCGACCAGCGCUGUCCAGACACGCUACCGAGCGCAUGGGCCGUCCUUGGCAAAGUGGAUCCCGGCCUCGACGGCGCGCUCGGGUAUAGCCAGGUGUACGACGGCGCAAUGUACGACGGCAUAUUUACCCGCACCAUCAUCGCUAACAUCCCGCACCACUAUGUCCUUCUCGCCAGCAGCGCGCGCAAAGCGGCCCACCCCGCUGGCGACUUUCUGUGGCGUGACUACCGCGCGCCGCUAAUGUACUGGGAGCUUCUGGACCUGAUUCGCAAGAUCUUCUUGGCCGCGCUCAUCCUCUUUGUGCAGACGGACCUCGGCGAGACCAAGGUGCUGCGCUUGGUGAUCGCCGCGCUCGUCUCUGCGGUGUACCUCGUCGCGCUGGCGCUGGCUCGCCCCUUUGAGCGCUCGGACGACCUCUACCUGUCCUGCCUGUCCAACCUGCUGCUCACGUGCUGCUUUGUCGUGGGCAUCUUGGUAAACAUCUGCGACGGCGACGUGGCGGACUGCGACCGCGUGAGCGGCCUGUCAACUACCCGCGCCACGAUGAUGGUGCUCGUCGCCUCUUGCACCAUGCUCGUCGUGUCGCCCCUCGUCGUGCUGAGCAAGACGGUCGACGCCUGGCAAGCGGACCAGAUAGCAGACAAUGUGCGCUCGAACCUGCAACGAGCCCAAGAGGCAAAAAAGGGGCGGCCUGCGGUCAGGUCGCCGCGAGAAGAGGCGCCUCCCGCCUCGGAGGCCGUGGAGCGCGGCCUCUCGCUACAGGCAGCGCCGGGGCCAAAGAGCCGGUGGGCUUGGAACGCGAUGGGCACGGAAGAAAGAAAGAAAACAGACAACCCAAGGGAGGGAUGGGAGGACGGCACGCCGCCACCACACAGGGAUUUUAAGGAGAGGGGUGUUGGAUAUGCAACGGUGGCAUAA
Messenger RNA from Emiliania huxleyi CCMP1516, 1161 nucleotides. RefSeq lists its product as hypothetical. The record is from RefSeq and is a predicted model, not a curated record. The transcript is spliced from 7 exons. NCBI's taxonomy places the organism in Eukaryota, Haptophyta, Isochrysidales, Noelaerhabdaceae. The coding region runs from base 1 to 1161 and encodes 386 amino acids.